AAGUGGUCAUAAGAAAAGAAACACAUUACAAGUCUCGGCUUCAGCAUGUCUGCCGGGAGAAUCAGAAUCCUGGUAGCUCUGUCUUCCUUACAGCAGAUUCUAGGCUCCUUAGCUCUGUGGCAGCCCUCCGUGCCACUGUCCCCCCCUCGCAACGUGACGCUGCUGUCGAAGGAUUUCGGCAUGGCUUUAACGUGGCUCCCCGGAGAGGGGUCCCCACCAGAUGUGCUGUAUACUGUGAGGUACCAAAGAUGGGAUCACAAAAAGCAGUGGGAAAGGGUCCAACACUGCAGAAAUAUUUCCCAAACCACCUGCAAUCUGACUUGUGUGUCAGACCCGUACAACAAAUUCAAGGCCCGUGUCAAAGCCCUGUCGGCAGGGCGCCAGUCUCCCUGGGUGGAGUCAGGAUUCAUGGAAUAUCAUUUUGAUGUAGAACUGGCUCCCCCAGCACUAGAAGUGAGCGUGACGGAAAGUACAAUCAAUGUGAGUGCCGCUUUCCCCCUGGCUUCCUGUGUAGAGAGCACCUUUAUCGAUCUGAAGUAUGACCUGGACUUCUGGGAAGCCGGAACUGAAGACAAGCAGAUGCAGUACUACGACAACAUGAAGUGGGACAAGGUAACAAUCAACACUCGGGAGAUAAGCGGCAAUUACUGCCUGAGUGCCAGGGCUUCUUUCCAAGUAAUCCAACUGAAACACAGCGAGUUUUCCAAGCCAAUGUGCGUGCUGUUAAAGUCCAAAGACAUGGACUGGAAGUUCCUAGUCACCAUUGCAGUCCCAUUGUUCGUCCUGCUUUUCCUUUGCACAGCUGCUGCAUCCAUCCUAUGUCUGUGUAAACAAGCUGCCAAGAGAGUGAAGAGGCCUCAAGCUUUGGAUUUCUCCCAUUUCAGGGCUCCUGGGAAGAUCCUUGAGAAGGAGCCCAGCGAAAAGGAGUUCUUUGAGGAAGACCUCCUCGUCUGCAUGGAGAAGCCAGCAUUGGAAGGGAGAAGGAGUUGUCCUUCAGUGAGGAACCACAUAUCACUAAAGGCUUCUCUCCUCUCACUCUGGGAGGAGGAGGAGGAUGACGAUGACAGCAGCAGUUUCAGACCCUACACUGAAAUGCCUCAGUUCCUGAAGAGAGCUCCCAACUGCCAAGUAGCCAGCACGAGUCACCAAAGGUCCAACUCGAGUUCUGAACUGGACAGCUCUCACUUUGAGGGAGUAUCUGUGUCUGACCUAGCAGGGUUAGGGUUCUCUCAGCUUGUUUGGAGAAGGGGCUCGGCCAAGGGGGACACCUCUGGGUUCCAAGACAGCGAGAAAUCCUUUCUUUCUGAGAGUUCCUCCUUGGGAGACUUCUCUCUCUUUGAAGCCCAAUAUCCAGCUACAAAUGGACAUGGGCAACAUGUCUGCCAAGGAGACACCUUCCUUCAAGUGACUGUGUUGACGGAGGGGCUCAAUGGAAAGCCUCCUGCUUAUGAGCACCGCCUGCCAAUGAGUGGUCCUCAUAACACCAACCAUCAGCGGCAUCCUUAUCCUGACCCAAUAGUGUGUGUCGCACUAGAAGUCAGUCAGGACUCUGGUGGUUUCCCUCUUGAGGGGCAGCUUGUUUGCUUCCAGACUUUAAAGCUCGCAGAGGACGAGGGCAUCGCAAGCGACAGCGACGGCCUCACAGUGUGCUUGGAAGAAGACCCAUCACCCCCGGCCUCGCUAGUAGGCGAGACUUUUGAAGUUGAGACACAGGGGAAAGGUGGCAGCUUGCAGCAAGAGAGAGAUCCAACCUUUAAAUUCCAGGGAUAUCAGCAUGUGCGUUAUAUGCCAAGGAAGUGAUGGGGAUAGCAGUCUUGUGGCUGGCCUGGAUCUAGGGAGUUCCAUCCAGGAGGAAAACAAGGACAAGUGUUUGUCAGGCCCAAGAUUUAUGCUGCUUGUGCUUUACCACCCAUGCAAAAUGCUUUCUGCUACUGUUUGUCCUGCUAGGGCUAGGUCUUCACUCACAGAAAGAGGUGGGUUUUUAUCACGAGGAAAAACAAGGCACUUUGUAGUUUUGCCAUGAGGUAAGCAAAGUGAGUUCGACCCCAGGCAGGGGUGUGGUGCUAGUCUUGCCUAGCUACCUCAUGGUAUCACUACCCGUGCCUCGUCUCCACUUAGAAUUUUACAGUGAGAUAAGGAUCUCAGGUUAGUUAUUGUUAAGGUUGCAUGACCUCGGUCAUGGAGGUCAGGGAAGUCAUGGAUUCAGUGACUUUCCAGGACUUCUGCAGUGGCUGGUGCCGCUGACCCUAGGGCCAUCCAAGCAGCUGGCCCCAGGAGCCUCAGCAAUGGCUAGCCAGGUGCAGUCAGCCCCCGUUGCCAAGCAGAGGCAGCUGUCAGCCCCCAAAGUUCCCCCAGAGCAAUGAUGCCCGCAGGCCCCAGGAGCAGCUAAGAUUUAGUCAGGGGUAUUUAUAGUAAAAGUCAUGGACAUGUCAUGAGCAAGAAACAAAUACUCUUAGCCUUAGUUAUUGUACUGUAAAAACCCCACACCUUUAUGUCAGUCAAGGGCUGUGUAAAACUGCCAGCAAAACUCUGGCAACAUGGCAUGUUCCAGUUGUGUGUGGAUUUCAAUCCAGGCCAGCACACUUCUGUUCUCCCAGCUGUCCUUGUGCAGUUGCUUCCCUUGCUGGGUGGAACAAUCUAGGGUGGACAUUUGCCUCCCACGUAGACAUGGGGCCACAUCUGCUUUUUGUGGGGUAAAGGGAGCUUCCCCGUCAGCCUGCAGAGCUCACCAGAGAGAACAAACAUUGAGGCCAGCAAUGGGAGAUGUUUGUUUUGGUUAUUUAUUUUGAUUUAUAUAAAAACACACCUGUCGGUGCUGAAAUUCACCCUGCUGAGCAGAGUGCCUCAAAGCAGCUGUGUACUGAAGCAAUAAUGUUCUGGGGGGUAGAGGGGUGCAUGUGUGUGUGUGUUUGCAUUUCCCCACCACAACACAGGGCCUCCUCUGCUCACCUGAGAAAGCCCACGCUAUUUGCCAGAAUGGAAUCCCUUCCAGCCUCUCACAUCAACACUUGGUUGGAGUGAAAUUCUAAGCAAUUCAUUGUGCACACUGCUUCAUUUGUGCCAGGGCUGCCCAGCACUACUAGGCAUGGCAGUUCAAAGCCCUGGCGCCACUGGGCUGGAUGCAUUCAUUAUGAAUGUAAAAUAAUUGCUUGUGGCCUGGCACAUAAUUGCUUGAGCCUCAGAACCUCUUUCAUUACAAAUUAAGCACUGAUCGUACAUCUUUCCUCCAAGAAUAGUAUUUGCUGUUGUAGGCUGCAUUCCCUUGCUGCUUACCCAUUUCUGAGGAAGAGUCAAAGCUCCAAUACCACCCCAAACUACCCCAGAAGGAGGUGCUAGACAGAGGUGGGAUCUGUGCCCGUCUCUAGGGGCUGAUGGUGUUUUACUUGUGAUGUUUCCAGCUAAAAUGAACUUGAUGUGUAUGUUUUAUUCCAGUAAAGGAAAUCAAGAAAAGGAGACUCAUUAAAGGGGAAAUGGUGAGCUGCCUUUGCUCAGAGCUCUCCAUGGUCAUGGAGUCAUACCUUAGACAGUUUACACCGGGAGAAAAAGGCAGGGGAGUAUUAAUGUGGAUCUUUAAUGUUCAUAGCCUUCAGGGGAUGGGGAGACUAAGAUUAAGCACCAGAAGCAGGGGAAGGGGUCAGGUGAUGGAUAAUGGCAACAAUGCCUUUCACCAUUAUUGGUCACUCCCUAUGUUUCAGAUCAGAUAAUGACUAGAGAGAGACAGCAGCAAGCCGCAGGGUUCAGAACCAGAUCUGGACCUCAGCAUAUUAUCAUAGAAUCAUAGAAGAUUAGGGUUGGAAGAGACCUCAUGAGGUCAUCUAGUCCAACCCCCUGCUCAAAGCAGGACCAACACCAUUGUUUCAGACCAGACUCGAGUAGUGACUGAAAGUUGUUACCAUUUGACAGUUUGACAGUCUGUGGGAAAUGCGUUGAUGGUCUCAGUCCAGUUCUCGGUGGACAUGUGUCCAUAUCACAAUUGCCUUUGUCCCCCUUUGUAUGGGGAAUUAUAAACCCAGAUACGGAACCAGAUUUGCUUCCAUCUGCAGAUUUGGGAAGAGAACAUAGGCUAAGAAUUUGCUGCAUGUUUCAGGGAUCUGAUUUCUUUAUCUGAGGGGAGUUUGCAGGCUGAUUUGCAGAGGUGCUAAACUCAGGCCUGCAGUGAGCAACAGAGGGGCUGUCCGUCUCUAAAAAUCAACCUUUAAUGUGAAAACACCCAGGGAAAUGAUGACAAAUGCUAUGUGUCUAACCUGCCACCGGAGGGCAGUGAUUUAGAAAGUUUGGUCUCGGUGGCUGCUGCUGUGAUGUUAGAGAGACAAGAUGGGUGAGGUAAUAUCUCUUAUUGGACCAACGUCUGUGGGUGAAAGAGACAAGCUUUUGAUUUACAUGGAGCUCUAAUUCAGUCUGUUUGUACACACCCAGCCAGCAGCAGUACUCUGGAAAGCUUUAGCAAAACUUCAGUGAUUUGGGAUUCAAUCUCACAUAAUGUCAGCACCGCUGAUCUUGCUGUCUGUGAAUGCAGGAGUGUGGUCUAUUGGGAAGACAAUGCAGCUGGAUGCUCUUUGUUCACAAAUUAUUGGGCCUACGGCAGGAAUCCCUGGGUUGAAUGCUCUGACCUGUAUAACGCAGGAGGUCACACUAGAUGAUCAAAUCAUCGCUCUGGCCUUAAAAUCUAUUGACUGCAAAAUCAGAUGACAAGAUUUCUCAUCCUUUUCCUCCUGGUUCAAAGUUCCAAGCAGAGUUUCAUGUUAAAGCUGUGUUAUAAAUGACACUCGUUCCAAUUCUCCCUCACUGGAGCUCACAUACCCCCACAACCUUGGGAAGGUUGGACUCCAACCCCAUUUCUGAGCUUUACAGCUUGGUCCCUCUCUCUCUGAAGAAAAACAAAUUCCAUGAGGCAGGUUCCAUCCCUCUACAAAUGAAGACAGACAAGCAAGGCCUUCAAAUAAUAAUCUCAAAGCAUCUCAGGUGAUGGAACACUCUUGAGGACUAAGGGAAGCACCCCCAUCAUGGUCUUUACAUAGGUCAUCAUGAGCUAUAGCAAGUCUCUGUCAACAUGGGGUUGUAAGUAAUGUUGGGAUAUUUUAGGGUUAAGUAUAACAAUAAGCUGCUAAUGUGCUGACAUGGCAUUAGGGGACAAAGGCAUAUGUGGGCAAUAUCUUUGUGUCUAAUACAUAAGUUACAGAUUCUUCAGUAUUACUUUGUCUAAUACAUAAGUUGCAAAUUCUUCAGUAUUUCUUUGUCUAAAAUAUAA
Gopherus evgoodei (Goodes thornscrub tortoise) is the source of this 5248-nucleotide messenger RNA. RefSeq names its product interferon lambda receptor 1 (gene IFNLR1). The transcript is spliced from 7 exons. Gene Ontology annotation, molecular function: protein binding. Lineage: Eukaryota; Metazoa; Chordata; Testudines; Testudinidae. The record is from RefSeq and is a predicted model, not a curated record. The coding region runs from base 46 to 1800 and encodes 584 amino acids.